Messenger RNA from Callorhinus ursinus (northern fur seal), 2307 nucleotides. It is a transcript of the gene HIF3A, whose product is annotated as hypoxia inducible factor 3 subunit alpha. The record is from RefSeq and is a predicted model, not a curated record. Gene Ontology annotation, molecular function: RNA polymerase II transcription regulatory region sequence-specific DNA binding; protein dimerization activity; DNA-binding transcription factor activity, RNA polymerase II-specific. Gene Ontology annotation, biological process: regulation of transcription by RNA polymerase II; cellular response to hypoxia. NCBI's taxonomy places the organism in Eukaryota, Metazoa, Chordata, Mammalia, Carnivora, Otariidae.
AUGGCGCUGGGGCUACAGCGCGCAAGGUCGAGCACGGAGCUGCGCAAGGAGAAGUCCCGGGAUGCGGCCCGCAGCCGGCGCAGCCAGGAGACCGAGGUGCUGUACCAGCUGGCGCACACGCUGCCCUUCGCUCGCGGGGUCAGCGCCCACCUGGACAAGGCCUCCAUCAUGCGCCUCACCAUCAGCUACCUGCGCAUGCACCGCCUCUGCGCCGCAGGGGAGUGGAACCAGGUGGGAGCAGGGGGCGAAGCUCUGGAUGCCUGCUACCUGAAAGCCCUGGAGGGCUUCGUCAUGGUGCUCACUGCCGAGGGAGACAUGGCUUACCUGUCGGAGAAUGUCAGCAAACACCUGGGCCUCAGUCAGCUUGAGCUCAUCGGACACAGUAUCUUUGAUUUCAUCCAUCCCUGUGACCAAGAGGAGCUCCAGGACGCCCUGACCCCCCAGCAGAGCCUGUCCAAAAAGAAGCCGGAGGCUCCCACCGAGCGGUGCUUCUCCUUGCGCAUGAAGAGCACCCUCACCAGCCGCGGGCGCACCCUCAACCUCAAGGCGGCCACCUGGAAGGUGCUGCACUGCUCUGGACACAUGAGGGCCUACAAGCCCCCUGCACAGACUUCCCCAGCAGGGAGCCCCAACUUGGAGCCCCCCCUGCAAUGCCUGGUGCUCAUCUGUGAAGCCAUCCCCCACCCGGGCAGCCUGGAGCCCCCACUAGGCCGGGGGGCCUUCCUCAGCCGCCACAGCCUGGACAUGAAGUUCACCUACUGUGAUGAGAGGAUCGCGGAGGUCGCUGGCUACAGCCCUGAUGAUCUGAUCGGCUGCUCCGCCUACGAGUACAUUCACGCUCUGGACUCGGACGCUGUUGGCCAGAGCAUCCACACCCUGCUGAGCAAGGGCCAGGCAGUAACGGGGCAGUAUCGCUUCCUGGCCCGGAGUGGUGGCUAUCUGUGGACCCAGACUCAGGCCACAGUGGUGUCAGGGGGCCGGGGUCCCCAGUCUGAGAGUAUCGUCUGCGUCCACUUCCUGAUCAGCCGGGUGGAGGAGACCGGAGUGGUGCUGUCCCUGGAGCAAACGGAGAGACACUCUCGCAGACCCGUUCAGAGGGGCACCCCUUCCCAGAAGGAUGCCCCUAAUUCCGGGGACAGCUUUGAUGCCUCUGGUCCCCGGAUCCUGGCCUUCCUGCACCCCCCUGCCCUGAGCGAGGCCACCCUGGCCGCUGACCCCCGCCGCUUCUGCAGCCCUGACCUGCGUCGCCUCCUGGCACCUAUCCUGGAUGGGACUUCAGGAGCCGCCACCCCCAGCGCACCCCCAGCCACACGGCGCCCCCAAAGUCCUCUUCCAGCCGAUCUCCCAGAUGAACCACCCGUGAACAUGGAGAAUACACACAAACUCUUGGCCUCGGGGAAAGACCUUGAGGCUGUGGAGACAGAUCUAGAUAUAGCUCAGGACGUCGAUGCUCUGGAUCUGGAGAUGCUGGCCCCCUACAUCUCCAUGGAUGAUGACUUCCAGCUCAACUCCAGCGAGCAGCUACCCAGGGCCUUCCACAGACCUCCAGGCGCUGUCCCCCGGCCCCGUGCUCGGAGCUUCCAUGGCCUGUCGCCCCCAACCCCUGAGCCCUCCCUGCUGCCCCGCUGGGGGAGUGACCCCCGGCUGAGCUGCUCCAGCCCUUCCAGAGGGGACCCCUUGGCACCCUCCCCCAUGGCUGGGGCUCGGAAGAGGACCCUGGCUCAGAGCUCAGAGGACGAAGCCGAGGGGGUGGAGCUGCUGGGAGUGAGACCCCCCAAACGGUCCCCCAGCCCAGAGCCCGAAAAUUUCCUGCUGCCUCCCCUCAGCCUGAGCUUCCUUCUGACAGGAGGGCCAGCCCCAGGGAGCCAGCAGGAUGCCAGCACCCACCUCCUGGAACUGAAUGAGCCCCUGCGCUUGGGCCCCUCGCUGCUCUCUCUCUACCCGGAUGAGGACACCGCUGAGCCCAGGAGCCACUUCCAGCCAGCAGCAGGCUUGGCCCAGGCCAACUGAGCCAGCCCCCCUUCCCUUCUACUCCCCAGAAAGGACCUCAACCACACUCCACGCCGGCAGCCAACGCACAGGAUGGGGGUACCAGGAGAGGGGUUCCCUCUCUCCUCUCAGCGGCCCCCCCCGCCCACCUUGGGCCUACCUCAGCCCUCACCCCUCUGCCCCCCACGUCUGGGGGCUCUUUGGGGUGGUCUCAGCUCAGUGACCUCUGGGAGGGGGGCCCCUGGAGCCCUCCUCCUCCUUCUCUCAGGACUUCCCUUGGGGUUCUCAAUACUGGUGACCUCAUCCCUUUCUCCAACU